ACAUCUCAUACAAACAACACAGACUCUCCAACCUUCCAUUCAUUUCUUCCAACUUCUAUUUUACCCUUUUGCGUAGAUAAGAAAUCAAUGGCUCGCACAAAGCAGACGGCCAGGAAAUCAACGGGAGGGAAGGCUCCACGUAAGCAGCUGGCGACCAAGGCGGCAAGGAAAUCGGCCCCAGCUACAGGAGGCGUGAAGAAGCCACACCGUUUCAGGCCAGGGACUGUGGCUUUGAGAGAGAUCCGAAAGUAUCAGAAGAGCACGGAGCUUCUGAUAAGGAAGUUGCCAUUCCAGAGGCUCGUCCGUGAGAUAGCUCAGGACUUCAAGACAGAUCUGAGGUUUCAGAGCAGUGCUGUCGCUGCUCUCCAGGAGGCCGCCGAGUCCUAUUUGGUGGGUCUCUUUGAGGACACCAAUCUCUGUGCAAUCCAUGCCAAGAGGGUCACCAUCAUGCCCAAGGACAUGCAGCUCGCCCGUAGGAUCCGUGGAGAAAGGGCUUAGAUGAUUAACAGUCAUGAUGUGGUUCUUGCUGCUUU
Molecule: messenger RNA, 533 nt
Organism: Magnolia sinica
Lineage: Eukaryota; Viridiplantae; Streptophyta; Magnoliopsida; Magnoliales; Magnoliaceae
Product: histone H3.2-like
Exons: 1
Coding region: 88-498 (136 amino acids)
Cellular component (GO): nucleosome
Molecular function (GO): protein heterodimerization activity; structural constituent of chromatin; DNA binding
Source: RefSeq, a predicted model, not a curated record